AUGGAACAGGGGUCUCCUUUUGACGUAUCUCUUAUAAAUUCACCUCGUUCUUUAGACAGUGAAUCCGGAAACAUGACAUCUUCCUCUGUUGAGGCAUCACCCAACAUAGCUCAAGAUCCUCCGAUGAUGCUUAUCAAGCCCCCCUUCCCACCGACAAUUAAUAUCGACGAUUUAGUUACCUCAAAACCGAACGGUGAUAAGCCAAGCAAAUCUUCCAAUGCAUUUAUUAUCUAUCGUAAAGCUUACGUGAAAGAGCUUCACUCGAGAGGAAUUAACCUUCAAAUGACCCAAAUAUCACCAAUGGUAUCCGAGUCAUGGAAGCAAGAACCCGAAAACGUUAAGGCGGAAUACAAACGUCUCGCCGAAGCCGCGAAAAAACGUUACAAGGAGAUGUGGCCCUCAAAGCAAAGACGUCGACAACACAGAAAGCAACAACAACAACCGCAACCACUCCCACAAUCGCUAUUCAUCGACCAUUCGAAGCCAACGAACGAGCUUGGUUUAAGUAAUCUAACUCCAACGCCAGUUAUGGACAUGAGUCAUUGGGAUUUCUCACAAACCAUCUGGCCCCUUGGUGACAAUCACCAAGCAAUUUCGCCAUUGCAAACCCUUUCGCUUGAUCCAAUGUUAUUAAACACAACCGAUGGACUUUAUAAUAAUAAUAAUACGCAAGAAGGGCUUAACCCUUCAUCAACUUUGAAGAGUCCAAGUGAUUUUAUCAGUUCGAGUAGCACAGACAAUUCUCCGUUGAUAAAUUAUCUCAUAAACAAUAACGAGCGUCCCACAGGUAGCAUGCCUGUACCGAAUGACCCCAAGGAAAGCUUAUUGGCAUACCAUAAACUCAUGGUUAAUUGGCAUAAAGAUCUGAGACGACAGGAACAACCAUAUAAAACAUUUGCAGAAGCAAUGAGUGUGUCAUUUUUUGCAUUUCAUUUGGUUUAG
This is a messenger RNA of Funneliformis caledonium, 942 nucleotides long. The record is from the annotation of a GenBank genome assembly. NCBI's taxonomy places the organism in Eukaryota, Fungi, Glomeromycota, Glomeromycetes, Glomerales, Glomeraceae.